UUGACUUCCGCCGUCGAUGUUAAAGCAGUGCUAUCAUGGCGGAGCGCGUUCAGCAGCCCCCAGCCAAACGGCUCUGCUGUAGACCGGGUUAUAACACGAAUUGUAGACAGGGACAACGGGCCGGGGGUACGUUAUGUGGCGGUUCGGGUGCGGCCCAAGGCGGGUCGAGCAAAACCCAGACCCCGGAGUCUCUGUUGGACAUCUCGGCCCGGAAAGUGGCUGAGAAGUGGCCGUUUCAACGGGUAGAGGAGCGCUUCGAACGGAUCCCGGAGCCCGUACAGAGACGGAUCGUUUACUGGUCUUUCCCAAGGAGUGAACGGGAGAUCUGCAUGUAUUCUUCGUUCAGUACAGGGGGAGAGGAGAGUGGAACUAGCGGGGAAAAUAUUGAUGAGACGCGGCUGCCUUUCAGACGAGGCAUCGCUCUGUUGGAGAGCGGCUGUGUGGACAACGUAUUGCAAGUCGGGUUCCACCUCAGCGGAACGGUAACAGAACCGGCCACGCCGUCGGAAUCCGAGCUCGUCUGCAGCGUGAGUGUCAGCUUCGACCGCUGCAAGAUCACCGCGGUCACGUGCAGCUGUGGCAAUAAGGACAUCUUCUACUGCGCGCACGUGGUAGCGCUGGCCCUGUACCGCGUACGGAAGCCCGAGCAGGUCAAGCUGCACCUGCCCAUCUCAGAGACACUGUUCCAGAUGAACAGAGACCAGCUGCAGAAAUUUGUCCAGUACCUGAUAACAGUACACCACACGGAGGUGCUGCCCACUGCUCAGAAACUAGCUGAUGAGAUUCUGUCAACAAACUCUGAGAUCAACCAGGUCCAUGGGGCCCCAGAUCCCACGGCAGGGGCCAGUGUAGAUGAUGAGAACUGUUGGCACCUGGAUGAGGAGCAGGUCCAGGAGCAGGUGAAACUCUUUCUCUCACAGGGAGGAUACCACGGCUCUGGGAAACAACUCAACCUGCUGUUCAGCAAGGUGAGAGAGAUGUUGAAGAUGCGUGACUCCAACGGUGCCAGGAUGUUAACGCUGAUCACAGAACAGUUUAUGGGUGACCCUCGUCUGGCACUGUGGAGACAACAGGGAACCACCAUGACCGACAAAUACAGACAGCUGUGGGAUGAGCUAGGUACCCUGUGGAUGUGUAUUGUGCUGAACCCCCACUGUAAGUCGGAGCAGAAGUGUGUGUGGCUGAGACAGCUUAGACGGUGGAACAGCAUCGAUGUGUGUCCAUGGGAGGACGGAAACCAUGGCAACGAACUACCCAACCUCACACACGCACUACCGCACGGCAACCCAGACUUGUCGUCUCGUCCUCAUAGGACAGUGUUUACGAGGGCCAUUGAGGCCUGCGACCUGCACUGGCAGGACACACAUCUGCAGCGCGUCAUCACACAUGACCUCUGCACACACACACACUGUCCCCACGACAACCACGGCAGUGGAGGGGCACUGUUUGACGCCCGCGGAUGGCCCCUCUGGCACGAGCACGUCCCAACAGCGUGUGCGAGGGUUGAUGCGCUGCGGUCACAUGGUUAUCCCAGGGAAGCCUUGCGAUUGGCCAUUGCUAUUGUCAACACACUCAAACGGCAGCAACAGAAACAACUACAGCUCCUCCGCAACCACAAAAAAGAGCUGCUCCAUAAAGGCAUGACGUCAGUCACUAACAUGGAGGGCUGGGUGGGCCACCCCUUGGACCCUAUUGGCACUCUGUUCAGCACCCUACUGGACACGGGACGGGGAGACGAGGAGGGGGGCAACGCCUUCCUAGACUUCUCAGGCUCUGUGAGUUCAGCCAAAAGGUUGGAGCCCCACCUCUUCCCAGCACAACACUUCCUGGACGAUGGCCAAUCGUUCGUAGCACUGGCUGUAGAGACGGCUCUGAUUGGCUUAGGGCAGCAGAGGGUGAUGCCUGACGGCCUAUAUGCCCAGGAGAAGGUGUGUCGCAACGAAGAGCAGCUAUUGGCCAAGCUCCAGGAAGUGGAACUGAACGAUGCCCUGGUCAAGAUCUUCCGCAAGCAAGCAGUCUUCCUGCUAGAGGCUGGUCCAUACAGUGGUCUAGGAGAGUUGCUCUACAGAGAGAGUGUUCCCAUGCAUACUUUCGCCAAGUAUCUCUUCACCUCCCUACUACCUCACGACGCUGAACUGGCGUACAAAAUUGCACUGAGAGCCAUGAGGUUACCGGUCCUGGAAACCACAGCUCCAUCAGGUGAUCUAUCCAGACCUCACCAUAUAGUAUCUAUGGUCCCUAACCGCUACCCUCGCUGGUUCACUCUAUCUCACAUAGAGUCACAACAAUGUGAACUGGCCUCCACCAUGCUUACCGCAGCCAAAGGCGAUGGGCGUAAGUUAGAAACGGUGUUAGAGUCCAUCCAGAAGAACAUCCACUCCUCGUCUCACAUCUUCAAACUGGCUCAGGAUGCCUUCAAGAUCGCUACUCUGAUGGACAGCCUGCCAGACCUCACACUGCUUAAAGUCUCACUGGAGCUGGGCCUUCAGGUGAUGAGAAUGACUCUGUCCACAUUAAACUGGAGGAGGAGAGAGAUGGUACGGUGGCUGGUCACCUGUGCCACAGAAGUUGGUGUGUAUGCGUUGGACAGCAUCAUGCAGAGUUGGUUCACCCUGUUCACCCCGACCGAGGCCACCAGCAUCGUGGCCACCACCGUCAUGUCCAACACCACCAUCGUCCGGCUGCACCUGGACUGUCACCAGCAGGAGAACCUGGCCUCCUCCGCCCGAACACUGGCCCUGCAGUGUGCCAUGAAGGACCCCCAGAACUGUUCCCUCUCCGCCCUCACCCUCUGUGAGAAGGACCACAUCGCCUUCGAGACGGCCUACCAGAUCGUCCUGGACGCGGCCGUCACGGGGAUGAGCUACACACAGCUCUUUACAAUAGCCAGGUACAUGGAGCACAGAGGAUAUCCCAUGAGGGCUUACAAGCUGGCCACGCUAGCCAUGGCCCACCUUAACCUCAGCUACAACCAGGACACCCACCCGGCUAUCAAUGACGUGCUGUGGGCCUGUGCUCUGAGUCACUCUCUGGGAAAGAAUGAGCUGGCUGCCGUCAUUCCCCUGGUGGUGAAAAGUGUGAAGUGCGCCACUGUGCUGUCAGACAUUUUGAGACGGUGCACAUUGACCACGCCGGGCAUGGUGGCGCUGCACAGCCGCAGGAACUCUGGGAAGCUGAUGUCGCUGGACAAGGCUCCACUCAGGCAACUGCUGGACGCCACCAUCGGAGCCUACAUCAACACCACGCACUCUCGCCUCACGCACAUCAGCCCGCGCCACUACAGCGAGUUUAUAGAGUUCCUCAGUAAGGCCAGAGAGACGUUCCUCAUGGCCCAGGACGGACACAUCCAGUUUACCCAGUUCAUAGACAACCUUAAACAGAUCUACAAGGGCAAGAAGAAACUCAUGAUGCUCGUACGGGAGAGGUUCGGUUGACGAAGACUAAACUUAAAAACUAUUGUGAUUGGUCGAUGGAUGUAUGGAGAUUGAGAGCGAUCACGCCCCCUUUUACUUGAUUCUGCGUUUGUUUCCCUUUUAACUGAAAAAGUGAAAGAAAAACCUGAAAACAACAAAAGGCCACAUCGGUAUUAAUGUGUAUAGACCCUAUUUAGUUCACAAGCAAACAAAAAAGAAAAUUGUCAUGUUGUGGAAGUGUGUGUGUGUGUGUGUGUGUCCCUUUAUGUAUAAAGACAGUGUGAAAGAGUGUAAGAGAGAGAGAGAGAGAGAACUAAAGAGACAAAUCAAAUCUUUUUCCACUGAGUAUAUGUUGUCCAGUGGCGAGAUGUCCACAUAGCACUCCUGUCCCCCUCUGUUAAAUGCUCACAGCUCAUAGACAAUGAGACAAACAAGGCUUAAAACCAAACAGAGCAACUCCAUCAGACGUGACCAGUACCUCGUACGGACCCAGCUUUAUUUCCCCCCUUAUCCUUAGCCCUUCCUCACCCACUCAGUGUAGUCAGUGUGUGUUAACAGUUAAAUAACAACACAAACAGUUCACUAUCCAGUUCAGUCCACAAUUUAUUGUUUUAUUUCUCUUUAGUAAGAGAGAUCACCAACAUCAGGCUGGCUGUGGCUUUAGUAACAGGGAUCACCAACAUCAGGCUGGCUGUGGCUUUAGUAACAGGGAUCACCAACAUCAGGCUGGCUGUGGCUUUAGUAACAGGGAUCACCAACUCCAGGCUGACUGUGGCUUUAGUAACAGGGAUCACCAACUCCAGGCUGACUGUGGCUUUAGUAACAGGGAUCACCAACUCCAGGCUGGCUGUGGCUUUAGUAACAGGGAUCACCAACUCCAGGCUGACUGUCUGCUGUGGCUUUAGUAACAGGGAUCAUCAACUCCAGGCUGACUGUGGCUUUAGUAACAGGGAUCACCAACUCCAGGCUGGCUGUGGCUUUAGUAACAGGGAUCACCAACUCCAGGCUGACUGUGGCUUUAGUAACAGGGAUCACCAACUCCAGGCUGGCUGUGGCUUUAGUAACAGGGAUCACCAACUCCAGGCUGACUGUGGCUUUAGUAACAGGGAUCACCAACUCCAGGCUGACUGUGGCUUUAGUAACAGGGAUCAUCAACUCCAGGCUGGCUGUGGCUUUAGUAACAGAGAUCACCAACUCCAGGCUGACUGUGGCUUUAGUAACAGGGAUCAUCAACUCCAGGCUGGCUGUGGCUUUAGUAACAGAGAUCACCAACUCCAGGCUGACUGUGGCUUUAGUAACAGAGAUCAUCAACUCCAGGCUGACUGUCUGCUGUGGCUUUAGUAACAGGGAUCAUCAACUCCAGGCUGACUGUCUGCUGUGGCUUUAGUAACAGGGAUCAUCAACUCCAGGCUGACUGUCUGCUGUGGCUUUAGUAACAGAGAUCAUCAACUCCAGGCUGACUGUCUGCUGUGGCUUUAGUAACAGGGAUCACCAACUCCAGGCUGACUGUCUGCUGUGGCUUUAGUAACAGGGAUCAUCAACUCCAGGCUGGCUGUGGCUUUAGUAACAGAGAUCAUCAACUCCAGGCUGACUGUCUGCUGUGGCUUUAGUAACAGAGAUCAUCAACUCCAGGCUGACUGUCUGCUGUGGCAUUAGUAACAGGGAUCAUCAACUCCAGGCUGACUGUCUGCUGUGGCUUUAGUAACAGGGAUCACCAACUCCAGGCUGACUGUCUGCUGUGGCUUUAGUAACAGGGAUCACCAACUCCAGGCUGACUGUCUGCUGUGGCUUUAGUAACAGGGAUCACCAACUCCAGGCUGACUGUCUGCUGUGGCUUUAGUAACAGGGAUCAUCAACUCCAGGCUGACUGUCUGCUGUGGCUUUAGUAACAGGGAUCAUCAACUCCAGGCUGGCUGUGGCUUUAGUAACAGAGAUCAUCAACUCCAGGCUGACUGUCUGCUGUGGCUUUAGUAACAGGGAUCAUCAACUCCAGGCUGGCUGUGGCUUUAGUAACAGAGAUCAUCAACUCCAGGCUGACUGUCUGCUGUGGCUUUAGUAACAGGGAUCAUCAACUCCAGGCUGGCUGUGGCUUUAGUAACAGGGAUCAUCAACUCCAGGCUGACUGUCUGCUGUGACUUUAGUAACAGAGAUCAUCAACUCCAGGCUGACUGUCUGCUGUGGCAUUAGUAACAGAGAUCAUCAACUCCAGGCUGACUGUCUGCUGUGGCUUUAGUAACAGAGAUCAUCAACUCCAGGCUGACUGUCUGCUGUGGCUUUAGUAACAGAGAUCAUCAACUCCAGGCUGACUGUCUGCUGUGGCAUUAGUAACAGGGAUCAUCAACUCCAGGCUGACUGUCUGCUGUGGCUUUAGUAACAGAGAUCAUCAACUCCAGGCUGACUGUCUGCUGUGGCAUUAGUAACAGGGAUCAUCAACUCCAGGCUGACUGUCUGCUGUGGCUUUGCAGUGUUGUUUACCCUGGUGCUUUAGACACGUGCAGAAACACACACACACACACACACACACACGCGCAUAGAAACACAUAGUAACGGACACACUCAGAAACUCAUGCAGUUGCAGAAACAACCUGUAAACACACACUUGCAGAAAAACACAAUUAUACUGUCAUAGUGCUUGCGCUUGUGGAAACUUAGCAACUGUCAACAUACAUUCUCAGGGAUUUCUCAACAAAAAAAGCAAAGGAAAAUAAAAAAGAGAGAAUGAGAGCAUUUUAUUGUACUGUAUAUAUAAUAGUAUAUGUCUGAAUAUUGAAAACAAAUGUAUACGUUAACUAAUUUAUUAAAUCAUAUUCUAUGUAAUGCAAAAUACUUGAAGCUGCAGUACCAUGGUUUUUAUAACCAAAACAUAUCAGAAGGACUUUUAAAACGUGUCGCGUUGCGUCAUCAGGGGCCAGGACAAAGGUCAAAGGUUAGGGGUCUUUCUCAGUAGGACUGUUAGCUGGGCGACCCCAGAGAGACAGACAGACUGACAUCCACUGGACUGCUUGACAGGAACCGGCUGUUUGCAAAAAAGGACAUGGAUGUUGUAUUUAGUAUGGACCAGCAAAAUAUAUUAAUCCUCCAGUUGAACACAGUUGUAUUGGGCACCGUGGUAUAAGAGGAGAGAAAGAGAGAGAAACUGCCCAGGAGCCCGAUCAGUAAUGCCGUAGCAUUACAAAUGGAGAACUCCGGCCCAGUGCCUACGAAGCCGUGAAAAAAUCCCUGACUCUUUACUAAUAAUUAGCAUAGUAAUACGCUGUGGUGAAAUUUGGUUUGUUCACGCAUCAUGUCUCCUUCCACAGUGUUCAAGUCACAAAAAAUAAUCUACAUUAUAUGCAGAACAACCAAUUAAAACAUGUACUUGCCUCUACAACGAACCCACAACACGCCUCUACAACGAACCCACAACACGCCUCUUCUGUCGACUCCUUGACUUUGUGCAGGACAGAAAGUUGCUAUGUUGGUCUUGACUGUUUUGUUUUGUUACGCUUUUUUAUAUGUUUCUCCUUUUUUAACUUUUGAGUUCUCUCUCUAGAAUUAUUCAAUGAGAACAGCCUUCUUUCUUGCCUUGUCUUAACGCUUUAAAACAACCAAACGGGAGUUCUGACUACCAAACUUUGUUCAUUGAAAUGAAAAAGCCAACCAACUUUGGUUACAACUUUUAGUGUCUUUCAUUUUUAGCUGAAUGGUUCUGUGUUCUGUGCUUUAAAAAGCCCUCUGUUUGUUUUUGGAGUCAGAAACAUUGUCUAGUGUCUCUUGUCCCCUCCUCCCCUAGAGGUUUGUCCAUAGGUCCUUUGUCCAAAGACAAAUAUCAUUCAUGUUCCAUUUUAUUUAUUAUGAUAGGUAAACGAUUGUACUUCUUCAACCGUGUCAACAUUGCUCAUGUGUUAAAAUUCAGAUUUGAUACACCAAUAUCAAUUUAUUUAUGUAACUAAAUCACUGUUUUUUAAACUUGUUAAUGAUUGAACUUUUUUGUUUUAAUUAAAAUUCGUUUUUUGAGAGGA
Messenger RNA from Oncorhynchus nerka (sockeye salmon), 7414 nucleotides. RefSeq names its product zinc finger SWIM domain-containing protein 6. Lineage: Eukaryota; Metazoa; Chordata; Actinopteri; Salmoniformes; Salmonidae. The record is from RefSeq and is a predicted model, not a curated record. Gene Ontology annotation, molecular function: zinc ion binding. The coding region runs from base 36 to 3434 and encodes 1132 amino acids. The transcript is spliced from 14 exons. Gene Ontology annotation, cellular component: Cul2-RING ubiquitin ligase complex.